GAAGACCUAAAACAGAUGUUGGAGAGCAACAAAGAUUCUGCUAAAUUGGAUGCUAUGAAACGGAUUGUUGGGAUGAUUGCAAAAGGGAAAAAUGCUUCUGAACUGUUUCCUGCUGUUGUGAAGAAUGUAGCCAGUAAAAAUAUUGAGAUCAAGAAGUUGGUAUAUGUUUACCUGGUCCGAUAUGCUGAAGAACAGCAGGAUCUGGCGCUCUUGUCCAUAAGCACUUUUCAGCGAGCUCUGAAGGAUCCAAACCAACUAAUCCGUGCAAGUGCUUUGAGAGUUCUGUCAAGUAUUAGAGUGCCAAUUAUUGUACCUAUCAUGAUGCUUGCUAUUAAGGAGGCUUCUGCUGACUUAUCACCAUAUGUUAGGAAGAAUGCAGCCCAUGCAAUACAAAAAUUGUACAGUCUUGAUCCAGACCAGAAGGAAAUGUUAAUUGAAGUAAUCGAAAAACUUCUGAAAGACAAAAGCACAUUGGUAGCUGGCAGUGUUGUGAUGGCUUUCGAAGAAGUAUGCCCAGAUAGAAUAGAUCUGAUUCACAAGAAUUAUCGCAAGCUAUGUAACUUACUUGUUGAUGUAGAAGAGUGGGGGCAGGUUGUCAUCAUCCACAUGCUAACUCGAUAUGCUCGUACACAGUUUGUCAGUCCUUGGAAAGAGGAUGAUGGUCUAGAAGACAAUGAAAAGAAUUUCUAUGAAUCUGAUGAUGAACAGAAGGAAAAGACUGACCAAAAGAAGAAGCCAUAUACUAUGGAUCCAGACCAUAGACUCUUAAUUAGAAACACAAAGCCUUUGCUACAGAGCAGGAAUGCAGCGGUGGUUAUGGCAGUUGCUCAGCUGUAUUGGCACAUAUCACCAAAAUCUGAAGCUGGCAUUAUUUCUAAAUCACUAGUGCGUUUACUUCGUAGCAAUAGGGAAGUGCAGUAUAUUGUCCUACAAAAUAUAGCAACUAUGUCAAUUCAGAGAAAGGGCCUGUUUGAACCUUAUCUGAAGAGUUUUUACGUUAGAUCAACUGAUCCAACUAUGAUCAAGACACUGAAGCUUGAAAUUUUGACAAACUUGGCAAAUGAAGCCAAUAUAUCAACGCUUCUUCGAGAAUUUCAGACGUAUGUUAAAAGCCAAGAUAAACAAUUUGCAGCAGCCACUAUUCAGACUAUAGGCAGAUGUGCAACCAACAUCUCAGAAGUCACUGACACAUGCCUCAAUGGCCUAGUCUGUUUGCUGUCCAACAGGGAUGAAAUAGUAGUUGCUGAAAGUGUGGUUGUUAUAAAGAAGUUACUGCAAAUGCAACCUGUACAACAUGGCGAAAUUAUUAAACAUAUGGCCAAACUCUUGGACAGUAUCACUGUUCCCGUGGCUAGAGCAAGUAUUCUUUGGCUAAUUGGAGAAAACUGUGAACGAGUUCCUGUAAUUGCUCCUGAUGUUUUGAGGAAGAUGGCUAAAAGCUUCACUAAUGAAGAUGAUUUGGUAAAACUGCAGAUUUUAAAUCUGGCAGCAAAGUUGUAUUUAACCAACUCCAAACAGACAAAAUUGCUUACCCAGUACAUAUUAAAUCUCGGCAAGUAUGAUCAAAACUACGACAUCAGAGACCGUACAAGAUUUAUUAGGCAGCUUAUUGUUCCAAACGAGAAGAGUGGAGCUUUAAGUAAAUAUGCCAAAAAAAUAUUCCUAGCACAAAAACCUGCACCACUGCUUGAGUCUCCUUUUAAAGAUAGGGAUCAUUUCCAGCUUGGCACUUUAUCUCAUACUCUCAACACUAAAGCUACUGGGUACCUGGAAUUAUCUAAUUGGCCAGAGGUGGCACCCGACCCAUCAGUACGAGAUGUAGAAGUAGUAGAGUUGGCAAAAGAAUUGAUCCCAGCAGGAAAAGCAAAGAAAGAGAAUCCUGCUAAGAAAUUUUAUUCUGAAUCUGAGGAGGAGGAAGAAUCUUCUGAUAGCAGCAGUGACAGUGAGAGUGAAUCUGGAAGUGAAAGUGGAGAGGAAGGAGACAGUAGUGAGGACAGCAGUGAGGACUCCUCCAGUGAGCAGGACAGUGAGAGUGGAAGUGAGUCAAAAGGAGAAAACAAAAGAACAGCCAAGAGGAACUCGAAAAUCAAAGAAGAAAGUGAUUCUGAAGAUGGGGAGAAGGAAAAUGAAAAAUCUAAAACUUCCAAUUCUUCCAAUGCUGAAUCUAGUUCAAUAGAAGAAAGUUCUUCAGAUUCUGAAUCAGAAUCAGAAUCAGAAUCUGAAAUUGAAUCUGAAUCCAGAAAAGUCACUAAGGAGAGAGAGAAAAAAACAAAGCAAGAUAGAAAUCCUCUUGCCAAAGAUAUUUCACUUCUAGAUCUAGAUGAUUUUAACCCAGUAUCCACUCCGGUUGCACUUCCCACACCAGCUCUUUCUCCAAGCUUGAUAGCUGAUCUUGAAGGCUUAAACUUGUCAACUUCUUCAUCAGUCAUUAGCGUCAGUACUCCUGUCUUUGUACCAAUGAAAACACAUGUGCUGCUUCAUCGAAUGAGUGGAAAAGGACUAGCUGCCCAUUAUUUCUUUCCAAGACAGCCCUGCAUUUUUGGUGAUAAGAUGGUCUCUGUACAAAUAACGUUGAAUAAUACCACUGAUCAAAAGAUAGCAAAUAUCCACAUAGGGGAAAAAAAACUUCCUAUAGGCAUGCAAAUACAUGUUUUUAAUCCAAUAGAGUCUCUUGAGCCUGAGGGAUCCAUUACUGUUUCAAUGGGUAUUGACUUUUGUGAUUCUACUCAGACUGCCAGUUUCCAGUUGUGUACCAAGGAUGAUUGCUUCAAUGUUAAUAUUCAGCCACCUGUUGGAGAACUGCUUUUACCUGUGGCCAUGUCAGAGAAAGAUUUUAAGAAAGAGCAAGGAAUGCUAACAGGAAUGAAUGAAACAUCUACAGUGAUCAUUACUGCACCACAGAAUUUCACUCCCUCUGUGAUCCUUCAGAAGGUUGUAAAUGUAGCCAACGUAGGUGUAGUCCCUUCUGGCCAAGAUAAUAUACAUAGGUUUGCAGCUAAAACUGUGCACAGUGGGUCAUUGAUGCUACUCACAGUGGAGCUGAAGGAAGGCUCGACAGCCCAGCUUAUCAUAAACACUGAGAAAACUGUGAUUGGUUCUGUUCUGCUGCGGGAGCUGAAGCCUGUCCUGUCCCAGGGGUAACCUGCUUACAUCUGGACUUCGGAAUCUGGCACACAACAAAAGUGCCUGGCAUCCACUACUGCUGCCUUUCAUUUAUAAUAAUAGCUCUUCCAUCUGGCAGUGGGGGAAGAAUACACUCUUGACAUUCUUGUCUCCUGCUUUAGAAUGCUAGUGUGUAUCUAUCACGUGUGCAAUACUUUCCCCCUUUUCGCUUUGCUAACCAAAGAACAUAUAUUUUACUGUCAGUUAUCUCAACUCUUGAAUCCAUGUGGCAUUUUCUCUGUCCUGCUACUUCUUUUGGCCUUCUCGUCUUUCUUCUCUUUUUUGGCAAUGAUGGGCAUGAAUUGGAUAUUUAAGGUUCAUUGGAAAUCAUCUUCCCUUCAGCAGUAAGCCAAAAUUAGCAAAGAAAUAGUCUAAAUGGCCUCUCAGCUUGGUAUGUGAAAAUGAGAUAGCAUACUUUUUAGAAUCAAAUGCAAAAACAUGGUCUCUGCAAAAUUUUGUUCUUUGAAUUUCCUAGUAUUGUAAUUGUUUAUUUACAACUGUCACCAUGCAAUUAUCUCUGAAUAAUAAGAUAAAUAAACUAGCAUAUGAAUAGCA
Galeopterus variegatus (Sunda flying lemur) is the source of this 3717-nucleotide messenger RNA. It is a transcript of the gene AP3B1, whose product is annotated as adaptor-related protein complex 3, beta 1 subunit. The transcript is spliced from 26 exons. NCBI's taxonomy places the organism in Eukaryota, Metazoa, Chordata, Mammalia, Dermoptera, Cynocephalidae. The record is from RefSeq and is a predicted model, not a curated record. The coding region runs from base 16 to 3141 and encodes 1041 amino acids. Gene Ontology annotation, biological process: intracellular protein transport; vesicle-mediated transport; anterograde synaptic vesicle transport. Gene Ontology annotation, cellular component: clathrin adaptor complex; AP-3 adaptor complex; membrane coat.